Photinus pyralis (common eastern firefly) is the source of this 2034-nucleotide messenger RNA. RefSeq lists its product as uncharacterized. The record is from RefSeq and is a predicted model, not a curated record. Lineage: Eukaryota; Metazoa; Arthropoda; Insecta; Coleoptera; Lampyridae. The transcript has 4 exons. The annotation marks the transcript as partial.
AUUUAAAUGAAGUGCUAAGAAAAAUCGAUUGUAUUAUGUUAAAUACAAUAUUGUUCUUGUACUACUAAACGUAACUCAUUUUAUUUUUAGAAUGAAAUAAUUUCAUUGAAAACAUACCGUUUUAACUCUAAAGUUGUUACAUGUUAUAGACAUAAGAUAUUACUGGAAUGCACUCCUAAAUAUGACGUGUUGUUGUUUAGAACACAGCAUGCUUACUAUAUACACACGACGACAUUAACUCAUCAUACGAUGCAUGUUAAUAAUUAGAAGAUCGCCACAUCUUACCAAUUGAGCUGUAGUGUAUCAAAUUUAGUAGGUGUCGAUUUUAUUAAUACUUAUACUGUCUUUAUGAAAUGAUCCCUUGAUGACCACAUCACUAACGUACCUAAAUCAAUGGCUUCUCAUACGUCAGAUAGAUAAACAGGCACAGGCAGACGGACGGACAAUAUAAAAAAUAGCAGCAUUAAUGUCUAUUAGAUAAAUUUGGAUGUGCAUUCCAUAAGAUACUUAUUGUUUAUUACUACAUUGUUUAUUCGUUUUUGCAACAAUAUGGGAUAACUUUGUAUAGUGUUUUUGGAUUUCGGCUAUGACCUUUUACCGUAGUCUCUAAAUACCUACCUCAUAAGGAAUUUGUGACUCAUAAAGGAUGUCUUUAAUUGAGACUUUACAUCUUUUUUAAAACAAUACGCAUUGAACUAAAUUAACACAACUCAAUUUUAUAAUUAGGUAAUAUAGCACUUUCUAUAAUAUGAUACACGUUAUCUGCGAAAUGUGCUAUUUUUAUUUUAAGACAAAGAACGCGAGUAAGGUAAAUUCAGAUUUCUUAUUGCAAUUAUGCACAACCUAAUCGUGGUUCUCCAUUACGACUUUUGCAGUACAGAAGUUCAGAAGCUUUCUUCGCUGUUAAAUUCGUGCCAUACCUACCAUUGUUUAAAUUUUUGUUUAAUAAUUAAUAUUAUCACUUAUGUGAUUUAAUGGACGAAGAGACAAAGUUGUUGUUAAGUGAAUGGGGAUUCCAGUCCCACAUCGAUAAAUUUUCCGAAGAACAAAUAGACUUGGCUACAUUAAGGCUGGUACAGGAAUCGGACCUGCAGCGAUUGAUUCCGGUGACAGGGCCGAGGGUAAAGUUUCGGUGCCAUCUAGAAGAGUGGAGACAAAGAUUAAAAGCAGCCACUAGUACUUUCAAUGUUGAACCAGAGACCUUCUCAGAAGGCGAUAUCUUGGAUAUCAGUCAAAAGAUAUUAGAAGCAACAGGGUACAAUAACGAAAACACCUUACCUUUAGAUUUUUACCAAGGAGAAGAAUUUAUCGAAGAUCAAGCUACGCAGGAGGCAAAAAAGCAAAGGAUUGAAGGAACCACACAUAGAACUGAUUUUGGUUCGACCAGUCAAGGAUCAUCUUGUUUAACAGAUUACAACAAAACUUACGUUGAAACUGUACUUAGUAAAAGUGUAGAAGGAAAGGCAUUGAUUCAAAGCGGAAAAACUGGAAAACUAAAUGAUAAGCAGAAGAGGCUUUUAGGAAAAAUAUUAAUUACCGAUAUUCUAACUGCCAACCCAGAUAAGAGACUGACGGAAACAGAAUACACACAACUUGGUUUGGCCAUUAAUAGCCUAUUUCCGAAAGAGCCAGUUGCGCUAUACUAUAGUGUCAGCCUAGACCACACGGCGUACUCAACCAAACGCCUCGCAAGAGGAAUACUUUUGCAGGCGUGGAACACAAGAAGAAGACAACUUCGGCAAUUAGGAGAAGUGAAGUAUACGCCAAGGAAGAAGUCUACUUCCAGUGCCAACUCUAGCCCUUUUGAUUCGCCUAUUGGUACACCACUCGUUCUACAUGAAGACAUAGAUGAGGUUGAAGAUGAAAAAUUGAAAACGCUGCGAAGCACAAUCGAGCCUUGGUCUGUCGUGGAAGCGGCUUGGAGAGACACAACAGCUACACGACUAAAGAAAUUGGAAAAGGGAAAUACUACGUUGGAUGAAUAUUUUACAGAGUAUCCUGCUUUAAAACAGCCUCUUGGAUUUCGUUUGGUAA